Molecule: messenger RNA, 1065 nt
Organism: Pseudocercospora fijiensis CIRAD86
Lineage: Eukaryota; Fungi; Ascomycota; Dothideomycetes; Mycosphaerellales; Mycosphaerellaceae
Exons: 2
Coding region: 149-889 (246 amino acids)
Biological process (GO): intracellular protein transport; clathrin coat assembly; clathrin-dependent endocytosis
Cellular component (GO): clathrin coat of coated pit; plasma membrane; clathrin coat of trans-Golgi network vesicle
Molecular function (GO): clathrin heavy chain binding; structural molecule activity
Source: RefSeq, a predicted model, not a curated record
CUUCACCAACAGUCUGCGAAACUAUCGACUUGUGUUGUCAUAAAUCCGGUCACUCACUCGGUACUACCACUCACUGGUAUUGCAAUCAAUCGGAUAGAAGCACAACGAUUUGGAAAGGAGACAGCUGUCUCAACAGGCACCAGCGACCAUGGCUGACCGAUUCCCUUCUCUCGAGGAUUUUGACGAGGGCAAGACAGAAGCGACUGGCGCAUCAGCUCUCGAUGGCGUUGACGAGCCCUCCGAUUUCUUGGCUAGAGAACGCGCAGCUCUGGGAGAUGACGCUGAAAUGUUUACAACCUCCGCAGACAACGCUGCAACAGUCGCAAACGUAGCCGAAGACGACGAUGAUUUGCUCGGAGGAGGCGGUGGAGGAAGUGCUCCUGCAAAUGGCGACAUGAUGGGCGACUUCGAAUCCUCCUUCCCAGCUGUAGACACAUCCAACGGAGCUGUCGCACCAGGUGGAACAAUCACCGGCUCGACUGCACCUUUCCAAGCACCAUCAUAUCACGAGUACGAAGCCGAGCCAGAUGUCGUGAGAGAGUGGAGGGAACGCCGUGAUCUACAGAUUCAGCACCGGGACGAGGUUUCUGCAUCGAAGAAGGCUGAGACCGUCAAGGCUGCUCAAGAGGCGAUCGAUGAAUUUUAUGAGAACUACAACAACAAGAAAGAGAAGCAGAUUGCUCAGACGCGGAGAGAGGCAGAGGAGUUCUUGAAGUCCCGAGAAGACACCACUGCUGGUGGCACAAGCUGGGAGCGUAUUGCCAAGCUUGUUGAUCUCAGUGGAAAGGGUACGACUGGCGGUGCUGCCGGAAGCGGGAAGGCGAAGAUGAGGGAGCUUUUGAUCAGCUUAAGAAAAGAUGAGAAGGCACCUGGCGCUUCUGGUGUUUAGGUGAAGCGUUCUCAGAGCGCUUUCAUGGACGACUGCAUCGCUGUGCCACCUUCGUCUGGGCGACAGACGGUCGGAAACAAUUGUAAUCUAUGCUUUGGCAGAGGUUCCGCUCGAGCAUAUCAUCGAAAAGAAUAGAUCCGUGUGUAACAUAUGUCGGCCUCGAAGCCUACGCGAAC